AUAGCGCGCAUGCGCGGUUGUGGUUUUGCCACGUACAGGUCGCUGUGAAGCGUUUCCGAUCAUCAGUCAGUCAGGCGUCGUUCAGCUAAAGUCCAGGACACACAAGGCUGCUGCUGGGAUUGACACGUCCAAACCACCAGCAGUAUGAAUGGCCAGCUGGACUUGAGUGGGAAGCUGAUCAUUAAAGCUCAGCUGGGCGAUGAUAUCCGCCGUAUCCCCAUCCACAAUGAAGACAUCACCUACGACGAGCUCCUGCUGAUGAUGCAGCGAGUCUUCCGUGGGCAGCUACAGAGCAGCGAUGAAGUUACCAUCAAAUAUAAGGAUGAAGAUGAUGACCAUAUCACCAUCUUUGACAGUUCUGAUUUGUCCUUUGCAAUCCAGUGCAGUAGAAUAUUGAAGCUCACUCUUUUUGUGAAUGGGCAGCCUCGGCCACUGGAGUCGUCUCAGGUGAAACACCUGCGUAGAGAACUGAUCCAUUUGAGGAAUAAAGUCAACAGCCUGCUGGACAGCCUGGAGCCCCCAUCAGAGUCUGUCCCAGAGAGCACCAACCCAGAAACCGAAUGUGUGAAUGAGGCAGUAGAUUCAACAGUGAAGCAGGCCCCUCCAGUCAGUGCUGCUAGCAUGUCUGCAUUUGACCCCCUGAAGAACCAGGAAGUGGUCAACAAGAAUGUCAUUUCUGCAUUUGGCCUGUCUGAGGAACCUGCCCAAGUUCCAGCUGUAGCCGCCACCGCCGCUGCAGAGGAGCGCUCUGCAACUCCAGACAGUAUUGCCUCUUCAUCCUCUGCAGCGCCCCCUUCUGCUGUGGCUCCCCAGGCUCCUCCAGCUUACUCAGGGGUCCAACAACCUCCCUCUGCUACUAUGGAUGGUCAGAUGUAUCAGCAGUAUCAGGCUCCAGGUGGAUACCCUCCAACAGCUGGACCCCAGCAGCAGUACGGGAUGCAGUACCCUGCUGGUUAUACUCCUCAGUCUGGUGUUCCUCAGGCUCCGCCUCCUCAGCAGCAGUUCCAGAAUUACCCCGCCCCUACUUCUCAGGCUGCUGGUGCUCCUGGCUCCGCCCCCUAUGCCCGAAACCGCCCCCCUUUUGGCCAGGGCUACACCCAGCCGGGCCCUGGCUAUCGGUAAAAGGCCUUUAGUGUCCCCACAGCACCUCGCUACAAGUUUUCUCGGUCUCCAACACAUCAGCCCCCAAAAUCUGUGUUUGACAUUCUAAUAUUGUUUGUGUUUGUUUGUGCUUUGCGUGAUUGAAUGAAUGCGUGUGAGAAUGAGACUGUGAGGUUGUAUGUGUGUGUUUGCACACAUGGAAGACCAAAUGGUGUGGGAGUGGACAGCUGUGUGUGUGUGUGUGUGUGUGUGUGUGCAUUUUAUUUUAUCACGGUCUUCUCAUUGGUGUUAUUUUGUCAUAAACCAUGAGUCUGUUUAAACACUAGAAAAUUAUCAUAAUCAAAGUAAGUGAUAUUUGUUUAGUUUUCUUUACUUUUUCCCAAUGUCCUGGUUUUUAUUAACCCCUGACUGGCCCUCUGCAGUGAAGCCUGUCAUUUCUGUAUAAACUGUAACAUUGUUUUCAGGAGGUGAAUAAAGACUUUGAGACUGAA
Messenger RNA from Sinocyclocheilus rhinocerous, 1592 nucleotides. RefSeq names its product protein TFG-like. The transcript is spliced from 8 exons. Gene Ontology annotation, biological process: COPII vesicle coat assembly; endoplasmic reticulum to Golgi vesicle-mediated transport. Bases 145 to 1122 code for a protein of 325 amino acids. Gene Ontology annotation, cellular component: endoplasmic reticulum exit site. NCBI's taxonomy places the organism in Eukaryota, Metazoa, Chordata, Actinopteri, Cypriniformes, Cyprinidae. The record is from RefSeq and is a predicted model, not a curated record. Gene Ontology annotation, molecular function: identical protein binding.